Xyrichtys novacula (pearly razorfish) is the source of this 14142-nucleotide messenger RNA. The record is from the annotation of a GenBank genome assembly. NCBI's taxonomy places the organism in Eukaryota, Metazoa, Chordata, Actinopteri, Labriformes, Labridae.
CGCGUGGUAGUGCGUUGGCCGCCCACGGGUGAUUUUUUUAUGCGCCCACGUUACGAAAAAAGAAGGCUAUGGUUCCGUUUGGUUCACGUGCGGGAACAGACAAGAGAGGGGUGGGGAAGAAGUGACUUGUGGGAUGCGGCAGGAGAGACAGAGGGGGAGAGUGGGUGAUACACAGAGUGAAACAACAGCGAGAGAAGCGGGAAAGAAACGGAGGAGAACGAUAAAAUAGCCGGUGUUACGGGAACAUUUGCGCCUGACGUUCAGCUUUUUGCGCAGACGGAGAUUCAGCGGAAAGGAAAGUUCAGAUCCCACGAACCAGCGCGUGGGAGUGGGAAGCAGGAUCGUGACUGACUGAGGCAAGCCCCACUGUCUGUCUCGUCAUGGCAGGUAAUUCAUUUUAACCAUUACACACUUUAACAACACGACAGAGCGGUGUUUUGCUGCGGGAAUGCUCCGCGGGGCUCUCUGCUCCGAGGAUUGCAGAUUUGCGUGGAAUCAGCCCAGGGUGUCAGUUUGGCUGACGGCAGCUAGCUGACAAAACUUAGCUAAUGCUAACGUUAGCCUGCGAGCAAACUCAAGUGUCAUCGCCCAUCUGGCCUGUUUGCCGGUGUUAUGGCGAAAAGUGUUACCGGAGCGUUGACCACAAGCGGGGUAUUUAUCCGCGCAUUUAGCAUAAAGGUUGUUAAAGAUUACUGUGUACAAGAUUUAAUACGCAGUAUAAAGCUCACAUUUGAUAAUUGUUGCAAAGCGUAUUUGAAAACACGGAUAUUAUCUUUGCAAUGUAGUUUCCAGUGAAGAUUUCUAUAUAUUACAUCUCACUUACUCCCUUUACACUGUUAGAGUAUAUGGGUAUGUUAAGGAACACUUUUCAAUCAUAAUUAAUUACAAAUUUUAGAAGAAACGUACAUAUAAUGACUUAUAUCUUCUAUCAAAUAAUGUUCCCGCUGUGGCAAGCGCCUCGGACUACUGUUGUCCGCAUGCGCAAAGCUGUUAAGUAUCCCCAUCUUGAUAGGAAGCACUAUUUAACGGAACACCGGCUAAAGCUAGCUAGCCAGCUGCGGCUAGCAAUUGAAAGCUGUUUACUGUUAUCACCGGCCCAGGACCAUGUUAGCCAAACACAGCUACCCGCUACACUACCCCAACGCUAACUUAUCGUAUUUGUAACAGCUUCUUCUCAGACUUGUGCACGACCUGUGUGUCUUAUUUGUCUUAUCUCAUCCUCAGUCAACUGGAGGUAAAUGUCAGGACGUAAAACAGGCGGUGCACAUAUUUCUCCAACAUGCCAUGACUGGCUUGUCAAGCCAGGCUAGCUAACGUUAGCUCAAACUUUGACAUUGCCCACAUGCAGGCUAGUGUUGGAGGCCUGGUGCAGACUUAACAAGCUGUCAAAAAGACCGUUUCUUGCAUAUCCCGACUUCAAGUAAAAAGAGUCACUGUUGGGGUCGAAUUCAUUCUACAGUCUUAACAUCCCACCCCUUAAAUUAGCCUGUGAGAGUGAAUGAAUCGUGUAGCCUAACGUAGCAUUUCAGCUUUCAUUCUUCGGCUGAUACUUACACACAAAACAGUAUGCGUCUCUGGUCUUUUAUGGCUGACUGAGUUUGUUUUUAUGGGAUCACUUAAGCAGAUAUAGUGUAUGUAGGGAUGUAACAUCGGUCUUUUAGCAGGCGUACUGCACAUCGUCCUCAUUUAACAGAGAUCUUUUUGUCAAAUACAUCUUUAUUUUCAUCUGUUACAAAUGCAUACAAUGCCAAUGAAAGUGUUAGAUAUUUAUCUAGCUAGAUUCAACCAAACCUGUCCUGGCCUCUUUUGUUUUAAAAUAUCAUGAUUCACAUAAGAAUCUUGUGUGUCUGAUGAAGCAUUGGUGACUCAUAACUGUCCUUGAUUAUUCUGCAGAGCUGUUCCACUAGGUGUUGGACAUUUGGAUCAACAAAUCAGACCAGUUUUUCAUUGUCACGUGUAAAAAUUUGUGGAAUUCAUCUAGAUGCAUUUUGCAAUGAGUUAUGAUGAUUGAAGCCUGUUGAGACCAGUGAUGGAGCUUACAAUCAACCGAAGCGGCAUGUCAUUUCUUGUUGGUGUAUUUUUAACAUUGGCGUCUGGUGCUAGAACAUCUGCGGGUUUGACAGCUGCUCGGACUUAAAGUAAAAGGUGUUUGGAUCCCUAAUUCUCUCACUGCUCCUGUAAUCUGAAGUCAGUAUUUAUAUACAUGAUCUGCAGCCGUUCUUCGGGGACGUGUGCACACAAAUUUUUCACAAGUCUGCAUGUGCUAAAAGAAAAUCUACCCUUUUAGAAGUGCUGCUCUGGAUCUGCUCUGAGGUGUGAACAAUUUAACUUCAGUGUUGUGUGUUUUAAUUUUUGCAGGACCUGGAGGUGACAUGCAGUGGUGCUUCUCUCAGGUGAAAGGAGCCAUUGAUGACGACGUAGCUGAAGGUAUGAUCUCUGCUAAAACCUGGGUAUCCCUGUAGGCAUGGGCGGGCACAUAAAAAAACAUACCAAAGCAGUGGGGGUACAUUUGGUGCAUGAAGUGAGUGAUAAAAUAGCAGCUCAACCUCUCCUUCAUUUGUUCAAUUUCCACCUGCCAGAUGAUUUGGCUGUGCAGUGAUGUGACACUGUGACAACAUGAUAAGUCCUAAAGCUAACUACAUCAGCCCAUUGACUGUCUCACUUUCUGAUCAUCCUGCAGAAGAUUUAAGAGAAAGCAGAGUGCUUACCCUGUUAAACAUACAGGAAUUGAAGCACUCUUAUGUAAAAUAACUCCCUUUCCCGGGUCUGCAGUUGCACUUGUGUUUGUGUUAUUUUUGCACAACAUUUCUGCUGCUGCUGCACAUUUAAAUCUUUUUACUGGACUGUCAUUUAAAGGCUCUUAUUGCUACAGGAUGUAUUUGACACUGAGGUUCAUUACUGACCACUGAGCCCUUGUAAAGAUCAAUAUUUACUCCAACUGCAAAAGAGGGUCUAAAACUUUAUCAGCCACUGGGUGCUGCAUUGAUGAAGAGCUGCAGACGACAGGCGCCACCUGUGCUUUUUGCAUCGUGGUGCAGGACAGACAGGACAGAACUGUAGGGAGGUCCGCAGUCGAGCCUUUAUCAAGCCAGAAACCGGAUAACAGGCAUAGCCAUUGAAAGUGAAGGCUUUUCCAGACUCCACAGUAGUUUUUUGCUUUUGGGGGUCAAGAAUUUGAGGCGUCAUGAAGAGGGCAGUAUCUAUUUCCCCCUUGGUUUAGUGAAAGGUAAACAUUGGCCCCAUAAUAUAAGGUAUUUCAUCGUUAAUUUGUAUGUGCACAUUUGUUUGUCCAGCUAGUGCUGAACUUAACCGAGUGGUAUUGAGUUGUAUCACAAUCAAAUGUUAGUGCAUUGAUUUACCCAGUUAAAACAAAUGUAGUGUAAUACAACUGUCCUCCAGUAAAUCCCCCACAAAGGUCACAAAGGUCUGGGAAGGCAUUUCUCUCUCAUUGAUGUAAACUCCGCUGCACCAUCAGCGCCACAAACUACAUUCUAGUACACAAUCACAAAUCAACACCCCAUAGAGUUUUCCCCACACCAGAACAUUCGUAACUUUCACUGCUGAUACAUUGGGAGCUGAUUUUAAAAAAAAAUCUUAGUUAAAUGGGUUCAAGUAACAAUUUACUGUAGCACAGUCUGCAGAUGCUCUGUUGAGAAACUUUGAAGAAAGCAGAGAAUGAGAGAUGCUUCUUAGUAUCAAAUGAGGAGACCUCUAUCUCCUCAUUUUUUCCUUUCAUUGUGUCAUUUUGGGACGUCUAUGGAGCAGCUUUGCAUGAUCUGCAGCUUAAAAACUCUGAUCUUGUUCUGGUGUCUGUGAAAAAGCUCAUUUUGAGUUUAAGUCAGCCUCUGCCUGAAAGCUUCAAUGUGCCUGCUUUCCCAGUGUUAUAAAGUUAGACACAGCUUGUAGGUGUUACUUUUCACACAGCUUUGUAGUUAUGAAACAACCUAAAAGUGAUGCGUUUACAGAAAACAUCCAUGACAAGACAUUAGGGUUCAUGUUCGUGCCACUGUAGUCGUUGCGUCAUCUGUCGUCAUCAUGUUGCCUACAGUCUGUGGUUUCAAGCUUUUGUGGAAGGUCCAACAUUUCAGUAACUAUCGAGACACAAAUUCAACUUGUGCUUCCCUUUUUUUUUUUUUUUAAAUGAAGGAGUCAUCAAUGGAGUGGUGAGCAAAAACAGCCAUGUUGUGGUGGCUGUUGUACUGAAAACAGGAAACGUACCUCUGCUCUCUUGGAAAGAGACAAUAGCUGUGGCUUUUCUUCAUAACCUAAAGAACUCCCAAUACAAACUUUUCAAGAUAGACUGAAUCAACAAAGUAAUUAGAAGAGGAAAGUUGUGAAUGGACUUUGCAGGUGAAAUAAAUACUGGGUGGAUGCAUCCUUAAAUAUUGUUUUAACAGGUUGGCAGAAAGCUGACAUCAGGUUUAGGCCUUGUCUCAUGAAGUUGUCAAAUAGAGAUCCAAUUACACGUGUCCAAUGAAUACACCAGCACCCAUUUGUCUGUUUGGUGUGAAACUUAACAGAGAUGUAGAAUGGACAUUUAAAUUUUAACAAAUAUAUGGAUUACAUUACAGAUCUUCUUUUUUGUCCUUUUGAGGAGUAACACAUUGUCUUUUGUCUGGAAAGCCUCAGUACACCAUAAAGUCUUAAAGCUUGUUAGAGUGAUGGCUGUUAAUUUUUUGACUCUCUGUGUCAUCAAAAAGCCUCCUCCACAAGCUGUUUGCUCGAUGUUUUAUUCUUGGUCGGAGAUUAAAAUCAAGUAAGCAGGUGUGUCACAAGCCAGUGGUGUAGGUGUGUGUGUGUGGGUAAUGGUUACACUGUCAUUGUAAGGGAAGCACUGAGUCACGCUUCGUCUCUCUUUGAGAGAAUAUUAAGAAUAUUGAGUUUCUCCUCAUUGUGUUUUAUUGUGUCAGCCAAGUCAGAAAGUUACUAAAGCUCUUUAAUUUGGGUCCCCAAUAAAGGCACAGAAUCCUUUUCACUCCUGGGGCUCUGUAGGUGAUAAUGAUGGUAAUUUAGCUCAAUUGAAAGCCUGGUAAUCAUCCUUGAUUAGGUAACAAAUUUAUGCAUUAUAUAUUCAAAGAAUAAGUGACAUCCAUCAGCCUGUAAUAGUUGUUGCUUUUUGGAGAGAGCAGAGAGUUCUGUGUUCACACACACAAUGAGUAUUUCUCAUUGUUUUAUCUGGGCUAAAAUUUUGAAGUGGUGGACAAAAGUACAAGAUAACUGAUGAAUAAUGACAAACAUGUUACUACUCUUAUAGGGGACUCAGUUUAAAUGUGUCCUCUAAGGAAGCCAUGCAUGUGCCACCAUUGUAUUAUCCCCCUACACUGGGCCUCAGGCAGCACGAUGCACACAAAGACCUCCUACUACAACCUUUGGCAGCAUUCUCCUUCUGCCCCAGUGGCCAACAAAGGGUUAAGUAAGUGUGUAUGUGUGUGUGAGGGACAGAUUCAGUUUGUAAACCAACACACUGCUGCUGGCUGAAACUACAAUGCUGUCGCUGAGUAAGCGAGGAGGGAGAAACUAGGUUACUGAUCAUUUUUCAUCUGCUCUACAUGCUCUGACAUCUCUCUGCUUCUGCGGCCUACACGCUCACUCAUUCCUUCAGAUCUCUCCGAUUCCUGUUGAUAUUUCCAGGGUUACAUGGGGUGGACUGAGUGGUCCUGUUUAGUCUUAUGUACAGGAGAAGAGACUUGAAUCUCUUGUUUGCCGGCUGAAAGUAACUGUAUCUUGCAUGUAAGUUUGUGAAUGUCUCUAAUGUGGGGUUGUUGUUGUUUUCUUUUUGCAGCGGACAUCAUUUCCACUGUUGAGUUUAAUCACACAGGGGAGCUGCUGGCCACAGGAGACAAGGGCGGGCGCGUAGUCAUUUUCCAGCAGGAAAUAGAGGUACAGCUGCAAGUUUGUCCUUCUUUGAGUCUUUCCCUUCAUGUUUUCUUUUUGAGAAAAGAUCACCACCUGUGAACCAAUCAUUUAGGAAUCACUGGGUGAGUCACGAUACGACAUAAUUCAUUAUACAUGACCCACAACAAUGCUGCACCACUCAAUAGCUUGCAAGAUAAUCACACAAUCAUGCAUCACCAUAUUUGAGUAACCAAAGGAUUCAAAUCACCCCUUUUAAGAGGCAAAGUUCAGGGUCAAUGCUAUGAACCAGUGUGCUUUGGUAUUACCAAUGAGAUGAUGAGACCUUUAUUAACCCUUUCAUAGCUUAAAAACUCCAAGAAGACCAUCAGCCAGAAAUGUAACCACGUCUGUCUUGUUCUGCUUAAUGCCUGUAACUGCUACAGGGGGUAAUUGUCAUUACAGUGAAUUGUUACUCCUGCUUUGCAUGACUUGUGCCUAAAGUUGGGCUGUAGAGUCCACACUAGACAUCCACUCAAGGUAGUUGUUUGUAAACCAAGUUUUUUUUCUCAUGGUGUGGUUUAGGAGUAGACAGAUUAUUAGCCUAUUGGGGUUGAUAUUUGGUAUUUGGCCAAUUUUCCAUGUAAGCGUUUUCUUUUACCAAAUUCUGGUAGAAUUCAUAAAUUAAAAAUGCACUACUUUGUCUCAGCUGUGGGUGUGUCUGUCCCUCUUGGGUCUCUUUUAGCUUAUAAUCCUGUCCUUCCUAUUGUACUGCGAAUAACUGCUGGUACUCAAAUCUGAGCUCUUGUACAACUGGUUUAUACAUGCACAAACUUGACCAAGUGUACAGUUUUCAGAGACACAAUCUCACCAUUAUUGCUGUUGUGCAUAUUUAUUUGUAGUAAUUACUAAUGGAGUGUCCAAGUUUUUUGAAUGGCAGGUCCACAGGAUAAAUUUUACUGAGAUUUUCAUUCUUAAGGUCCUUUCACACCGGGACCGUUUUUGAUAUGCGAUUAUUUCAGAAGUCCAUAUUUUUUUCUAACCUGUAUCCUGUCAAUACAAGCGUUCACAUCAGCAUCGUUUUCCCGUUCUGUGAUAUUGCGGCAUUUAUUUUUUCGAAUCAUGGUCAAUUUUUUUAAAGUUUUGCAUACUGUGUGUCCACUUCUAACCAAUCAGAUUUUGUGUUGUUGUGACAUCAGAUUUACCGGUAUAUCCAACAUGGCCUACCGGCUGAUUGUUUACGUGUCGGAGAACAAAGUGCUUUUUGAUAAAAGACACAAAUAUCACAAAGAUAACGACCUGAAGGACAACUUGUUGAGAGUCAUAGUGUCGGCUCUCUCAUAUGACGAUAGUUUAUGUGCUUUAACAGUUUGCUAAACGUCUUUGUUUUAACUUUCAUCUGUGCUAACGUAAGCUAACGGUCAUUACCAUAGUUUCAUGUGCUUAUCUUAUCGCCUCUGAUUGGCUAUAAGUACCGACUGUUUGGCUUGAGCGUGUGAUGACGUUUCCAGUUUUUCUAGCCAAUCAGAGGCGAAGGAGGCGGGACUUUCCCCUGCAAGAGUCUUCCCCGGGGUGCGUAUUUUUUCCCCUGGAAAGUUGCAAAAUCGCAUCAGGCUUGAUGUGUAUAGUCAGGCGUGUCAAAAUUCUCCUCCGAAUAUUUCGUAAUUUCGCAUUCUAUAUUCGAGUCGGCCGCGGUUUGUAAGGACCUUUACUGUGAAAACUUCUCAGUUCAAAUAUUGAUUACCAGUUACUUGAGCUACUAUAAAUCAUGACAGAUAUCGACCCUGGAAAAACAGUAUCAGUCAACUCUAGUGUGGUUGUAACAAGGAAUAUCUUAACUAGAACAGGAGUAUGUCCAAACGAAGUAACUAAAACACUCUCCCAGAAGUCAUAUUUUCACUCCAUUUGGCUCUAAGAAACGUUUUUUUCUUUGUGGGGUGUUCGGUGAAGUGUUUAACAGCAAUGUAAAGAUGUGCACAAUGUGACAAAGGGUUAUGAAAGGGUGUCAAUAAUUACAUUCUUUUAACCACUGUACAACAUGACCCCAGCGUCUUCUCCAACCCGGUAACUUCCAUUUGUGACUCUCUCUUAAGUCAACAGCAGUACUCAAAGAGAACAUUAAAUAGUAGAGUAGGUGAAUGAAGUUGGCAGGGGAAUCUGUUUGUUUUAAUUCCAAAUGUCAGCGAUGACGCUUGUUUAUCGAUGAUUUUAUCACACUAGUCAGGACAAUGAUAUUGCCAAAUAGAUGUUUUGUAAUGAUAAAGGAGUUAAAAGCAGUCAUGCCACCAUUUCUUUUCUGACUAAUAAGAACAGCCAAUUCUUCUUUGAAAGAUCAAUGCGUACAUCAACUGUCAAACAAGAACCAAUCACUUUUAGCCUUUUCUUGUCUGACAUCCUCUGUUUCUAUCUUUGAUCCACUUUCCCCUGCAGAAUAAGAGCCAGCCUCAGUUCAGGAGUGAAUACAAUGUUUACAGCACUUUCCAGAGCCAUGAGCCCGAGUUUGACUACUUGAAGAGUUUGGAAAUCGAGGAAAAGAUCAACAAAAUUCGCUGGCUUCCUCAAAAAAAUGCUGCCCAGUUCCUGUUGUCAACUAACGGUAAGUCCGUCAUAUUAAUCAGCAAGAUAUUUGUGAACAACAAGCUUUAGUGGCUUUAAUUUGAAAUCCAGUUUGGUCCUAUUCACAGAAAACUAAUAGUGUCUUCUUUCUCCCCAAUAAUCGUAUUAAAGGUUAAUUUUAUGACGCAUGAAAUAGUCAGCUUUUUAUGAUGUGCUUAUGUUGUUUACAUUUUAAUUCUGAUUUCAACAGAUAAGACAAUCAAGUUGUGGAAAAUCAGUGAACGAGACAAAAGACCAGAGGGCUAUAAUCUCAAGGAGGAGGAUGGACGCUACAAAGACCCAAACACUAUCACGUCACUGCGGGUCAGUUCUGAAUCACUGAAAUAUUCGAACAAGUUAGAUACAUGGGGCAAAAUCUCAUCUUGUAAUGGUUUGACCAAACUAACAGGCAUCUCACAUGACUAGUUCAAUUAGAAUCUGUAACAUAAUGUGACCAAGAUGAACUGAAUCAAAAUGAGCUCAUUACUCAUAAUUCAUCAAAAAGGAGCAUACUUUCUAAAGGUUGUGUUUUGUGCCAAUAAGAGAAGGUAAUUAAAAGGUAGUUUGACCAAGCUCAUGUUGGCUCUGCAUGUGAAGACUGCUGUAAUGAUUUUUGUCUUUAUUUAUAAGACUGACAUAAGUUGUUGAAACGCAUGCAGACAGCCGUCAGUUCAUCAUUUCUUCUUUGAGUUUCACGUUCCUUUUUUUCCUUUUUGUCCUCCCUUAGGUACCAGUUUUAAUACCCAUGGACCUCAUGGUGGAAGCCAGUCCACGGAGGGUGUUUGCCAACGCUCACACCUACCAUAUCAACUCUAUCUCAGUCAACAGUGACAAUGAGACCUACCUGUCUGCGGACGACCUCCGCAUCAACCUGUGGCACCUCGAGAUCACUGACCGCAGUUUCAGUAUCCUUUAAAAAAUACACAAGCCUAUAUGGAAACGACAUUAUUAAAGAGGCUGGGAUCUAAAUAUGAGUUUGUCGCUACAAACUUUGGAUAGUGAGUCCAGAUGUGUUAACAGUGUUAAUGUGAGACUUCACACGAUAUGUGGUUUAUAUCAUCCUUUGUAAGUAAUGCUCUGUCUACCUUCAUCUGUACUUUCCAAAUUCAACAGCUGUGUUUUCUUUAGAGUAUCGUGUGGAAUCAAGUUUUGCUGAAGGAAUGCAUUUAUAACGUAACUGAUAGCAACUCAGGCAAGUGUCUCAAUCAUUAAGAGUUAGUUCCCCUGAACUAUUUGUCCUCCAGACAUCGUUGACAUUAAACCGGCCAACAUGGAGGAGCUGACAGAGGUGAUCACAGCAGCAGAGUUCCAUCCUCAUCAGUGUAACACGUUUGUGUACAGCAGCAGCAAAGGAACCAUCCGUCUCUGUGACAUGCGGGCCUCAGCGCUGUGUGAUAAGCACUCCAAAUGUAAGUACUACCUACUUUGGUCGCCGUGUAUCACCGUUCCUUUACUUAACCAGGUGGUUAAAGUGCUUUACCUACUCAGCUUAACCCCCUGAUUAUCGACUACUUUUCCAUGUAUCUCACUAAGCACUCGCAGUACAUUGCAGUAGAGAGGAGUUUAAUGUUUCACCUAAUCAAGUAUGCACAUGAUUUUCUUUUUACAAACUUUCAUCAGUAAAAAAUAAAGAAUAUCAGAAGAUUUUGAUGCAGUUGAGAUAUAAAGGAACCACAUUGUUCAAUUCUAUAUAAAACGUCUAUUUUUUGCUAGAUUCAGCCUUCAAUGGUGGCUCUGAGAACCAGACUCUUAACUGUGUGUGUGGUGUAGACACUUUAAGUAACACUCAGCAGGACACAGAUCCCAUUAACAGUCCAGUUGUGAGACUGUGACAUUAGACAGCCCUGCUGAAAGGUGUUGGGCACCGGCAUAAUUGAGCAUUUAUCGUCGACCUUUGUGUCAGUGUUCUCGUGGUGCAUCAGCUUGGUCUGCUCAGACUUUGCAUCUAUCUGCAGGAAGGAAUAUUUUUGAUGUUGUUUUGAUUCUGGGACAUAUGGACCCAUCGUAUCACAAUCUCUUUUCAUUUCUUAUCUGUUAACUUCAGAUCCACAAAGUAAAUCUGUAUUCUGCCGCAUCCCAAAGGUGGUGGUAACUGAGCCGACGGGUGAAGUUAUUAAUUUUAACUGGAACAAGUCUAGUCAGGUCUCUGUUUUGACCUCUGCCUUUAACGAGACGUGACACUCACUGAAAAGUUUCACUCUUUCACAGCCCUGAUUUUCAGUGGCUGUGCAGAUAAAUCUAGUGGGUUGUUUGUGUCAGAAUCCUCACAGAGCUUGUUUAAAUGUGGUGCGGCUGUUUGUAAUCAAGACCUCAAAAUCGGCACCUUUCCGAGCGUCACUUUUUAUUCAACUGCCCUCUGUCGCCAUGUAUAUCUUUCUAAACUCAUUGCGUAUCUUCCACCCUAUGAAGUAAAUAUUUGCAUAAAUGCACGUUAAAGAGGUGAUCCCAGUCUGGCCUCACUAUUGCAGAAACACCUAUUAAACUGCAGUGUAAACAGGCAAAGCUUUGCUCACUAUUCUGUGUCAAUAAAGACUUCAAGUAUUACUCAACAGCCACCCAGGAUAAGGAAGCACCACACCUUUCUUUCCUUAAAAGUAUUCAGUCUCCUUGCCUUUUCACUUUUCCCCCCUGAAAAUAGUUUGUACAGAAUAUCCGACCACUACUACUUCUCAUCAAACUAAGAGGAGGAUGUUACAACAACUACUUGUGUUUUUGCAGUCUAUGGAACUAAAACAACUUGUCAUGUUGACCUCCCUGUCAGCUUCGUUGUGCUCUCUUUUCUUCUCGGCUGAAGUUAUUUGUAGAAGCUUUGUUUCCUUUUUGCUCACCUCUGUUUUACUCUUACUGUUUCCUUUGUCCUGUCCAGUGUUUGAGGAGCCAGAAGAUCCUAGUAAUCGCUCUUUCUUCUCCGAGAUCAUAUCAUCAAUCUCAGAUGUCAAGUUUAGCCACAAUGGACGCUACAUGAUGACCAGAGACUACUUGUCUGUGAAGAUUUGGGAUCUAAACAUGGAGAAUAGACCAGUGGAGACUUAUCAGGUGAGAAGAGCAGCUGUGGCCGCAGAAUCCACGAAGAGCAGAGCAGCAGGUGUAGUCUAAAAAACACUUUCAAUGAAAGUAAAAGUCCAGCAGCCUUUCCUUUGUCUUUAUCUGCAGUUUCUUAAUAAUUGAAGUACAUACCAACUGGAUUGGGACGUGACUUUUAAUCAGGGCCUGAGGUCUUAGAUACAGAGCAAGGAGCUUCUAGGAAUGAGAGGAAUUAUCGUUGUUAUAAUUACUUUUCAUUGUCCAAAUUAAUUGCAAAUUUGGUGCCUUUCAAUUGCCUCAAAACUCAACAAACUUUGCAAAUGCAUUAGAAAAAGUAAGAAAAGAAAAAGGAAAUUGAAAUGUGUCAAAUAAGGCUGUUCAUGGGGCGCCUGCUCUACCAGCUUUUUUUUUACCAGCUUCAUUUCUUUUUACACUGAACAUGACAGAGCUCUUUAUUCUUAAUUUGAAUCCAUUUGGGCAGAUAAUCUGGGGUUAUUCAAUGAAAGAUAUUUUAUUUUUGGUUACAUUUUGAUCUAAUUGUGGUUAAAGCUGAAAGAUUGUGACAGAUCGAGCAGCCACACCUUUGUUUAGUCAUGCAGUUACAUAUAUUGGCCACUAAGGGGCGCCAAAAAGUUUUCAUUUGAGCUAGAGAAGACUUGCUGUCCAGUGGCUCUUUGCAUGAUGAGCAUGAUAGUAGCUGGAUGAGUAAGUCUUAGCUUGUAACUAUCAAUAAAUCCAAAUCCAUAGUUGUGACAAAGGUCAGUCAAAGGGAAGAUUUGAGUCUUAAAAGCCCUUCAAACCUUUUAUCAUUACAGGUCCAUGAGUAUCUGAGGAGCAAGCUGUGCUCGCUCUAUGAAAAUGACUGCAUCUUUGACAAGUUUGAAUGCUGCUGGAAUGGCAAUGACAGGUGAGUUAAAAGACCAGAUGUCACAACUACUUAUAAAGAGGCUUAAAAGCAGCGUGUUUUCCAUUGGUGUCUACCAUAUUUGAGCUAAAGCUUCACCACUCUCCUAAUUUCCCCCUCAGUGUGGUAAUGACAGGAUCAUACAACAACUUCUUCCGGAUGUUUGACCGUGGUCAGAGGCGGGAUGUGACUCUGGAGGCAUCCCGUGAAAACAGCAAGCCCUUGCAGGUCCUAAAGCCCCGCAAAGUGUGUGCAGGGGGCAAGCGCAAGAAGGAUGAAAUCAGCGUGGAUAGUUUGGACUUCAACAAGAAGAUCCUUCACACUGCCUGGCAUCCCCAGGACAACAUCAUUGCGGUGGCAACGACCAACAACCUCUACAUAUUCCAGGAUAAAGUGAACUAAGUACAGGGUGAGCUUAUGUGAGAUCUGGCGUGGGUGACUUCAUGUGUACCACCUGCAGCCUUUCAGGCUCAUCCAGGGUGAUCUGUGGUAACCACGACAACCAGCAUCCCUGUACGUUGCUACUGGGUGACCAGACUUUGCCACUUUGUUCUAGAUGUGGACAGAGAAAGCCUCGCUCUUGCCCAUCAUCGGCCUGUCUGUGGCAGAGAAACACCCGCCUUGUUGUUUAAGUAAUGUCGUGCCAAUUUUUUCCCCCCAACGAUUUUGCCCUAGUUUUAUUUUGCAUUGCAAGGCCACCUGCCCUUUCCUUCCCCCAGGGUAACAUGGGUAAAGCAGUUUGAUUUCCUUAAGAUUCUGAAUACAGACACACUUAUUUUUAUAACUUUUUUUCCCUCUGUGAUAGAAAAUAAAAAACCAACACUUAUUUAGUUUUUCCCCUUAUUGUCCUGUGCCAUUCUAGUGUUUAUUUUUCUAAGAAAAACAUUUGUUUGUGUGUACACCUUUUAUUAAUACAUCUGUCAUACUGUCAUGGUAUUCUUUGAGUCGCCUCACAUCUCCUCUCUUUAAUUAAACCAUGCCGACUCAGCGGUCACAAAUACAUUCACACAGUUAUCUGAAAACAUAUGUGGCUCAGACUAGACGGGCACACGUCAGCUGUUACUUCCAGGAGUUUGAGAAUUAGCGUUAUUUUACAGAUUAAAAGCCUGGCCUAUUGGGGAGUUCUCUGACUCACUGUCGCUGUGCCUCAGGCUCCGGGUGCUCAAAAAGGUCCUCCUGAUACAGGAUUUUUUACUUUUGAUUGGCUCUGUCUUUACAUCUUCCGUUCAUCGGUUCCUCUUUUUCCUUUUCUUUGUGUUCAACAAUAGUCAGGUAUAAGAGAUAGCCUAUUCAAAGAGAAUAAUUAUGAUUGUCAUAUUUAUAUUAAAAAAAGAGAAAUGUCACCAGAUUUGUUCCGUCCUAUUUUGUGAAAUGAAGCUAGACCUUGGACAUAACUUUUUAUGUGUCAUCUAAAGUAUUGUCUUCCCAUGGUGUACCACAUCUUUGAAGCAGCACUUCACAACAGGGAAAAACCUUUUGAUUUGACACUGGACUCUCUUACUGCACCAACUAAAGUACUUGGAUGUGUUGAAAGACUGCAGCUUAAAAGAAAACAUUAUUUGAGGCAUUAAUCACUUAAAGUGUUUGUUGAAACUACUGCAGACAUUAUAAAUGCUACUGUAUGUGAUGGUACAAUAAACUGCAAAACUGAAUUGCAGCAGUUGAUGUUCCCACACCGUAUUUAAAAUGUGGUCCGUUAAGACUCUAUUGAUGCCUCUAGUAAUGUAUAACUACAAUUUUAAUCUAUGACAGUGAAGAUAAUAAAGGAACUACUUUUUGCAUCCUUG